UCAUUUUCCAUGCAACACUUAUACUGCAUUUGUUAUUACAAGAGUGAAGAUGGUAUUCGACAUUCAAGGAAAAAUUGCAGUCCUUACGGGUGGAGCUGCAGGUAUCGGUUUUAGUAUCGCAGUGGAAUUACUUAAAAAUGGAUUAAAGGGUGUCGUUAUAGCAGAUAUAGACAGCAAGAGUGGAAAUGAGGCAAUCACUAAACUAACGAGUCAUUUCGGAAGUAAUAAAGCAGUAUUUUUAAAAACAGAUGUAACCAAAGCCGAUCAAUUAGAAGCUGCCUUUAAACUAGCACUUUCGACAUUUGGAGGAGUUGACAUAGUAAUCAACAAUGCUGGUGUUCUCAAAGAUUCUCAAUGGGAGCUCGAAAUCGCUGUUAAUUGUAAUGCUGUUGUUCAAGGAACAUUAUUGGGAAUCAAAUAUAUGGGAAAGAACAAUGGACACAAAGGAGGAGUCAUAGUGAAUAUUGCAUCAAUUUAUGGUUUUCAAGAAAUGGAAGCUUGUCCGGUAUACGUUGCCACUAAACACUUUGUUAUUGGCUUGGAUAAAUCGUUUGGAACAAAAUAUCAUUACGAUUUGACAGGUAUCAAAUUUGUAACUAUGUGCCCCGGAAUAACUGAUACAACACUAGUGGCCGAAUCUUCAGGGUUUUGUUUACCAGGUUUUCCAAAUUUGGGAAAAAUGUUAACUGAAGGAUUAGCAUCAUUGCCCCAACAAACGCCAGAAUGUGUUGGACAGGGGAUAGUGACUGCCAUUACUAAAGGAGAUCAUGGUAGUAUUUGGGUCUCAGAAGGAAAGGAACCGGCCUACGAACUUGAAGUUCCCGAUCGAAGAACAAUGAGAAAGCAUUAAUCGUUAUUAAUUUAAGGCCAUACAUUUAUUUUUAUGUUAAAAAAAAUUAAUAUACCACAUAGUUCUUA
This is a messenger RNA of Diabrotica balteata, 918 nucleotides long. NCBI's taxonomy places the organism in Eukaryota, Metazoa, Arthropoda, Insecta, Coleoptera, Chrysomelidae. The record is from the annotation of a GenBank genome assembly.